AUGACCCGCCGCCCGCCGGAGUUGGCGAUCACGGCGAUGAUACCCCCCAAAGAAAAGAAGCCCAUCUGGCCAGUCGGGUCGUUGAAAUCUUCAGCAAUCAUAUCGAAGUUCUGCCAGCCGAGGGACGACCCUCUUAGAGUUAGCGGUCCCAAGCUCUCAAGAAGUUCCCUGAGCCCCGCUCGAAUACCACCCGUGGACAGCAUCGAUGCAACUGGCCUCAAAUCCGGCUCCGAGCUUUACUGGAAACGGUUUUCUCUGCAUGGUGCGGGGCCCGCGGAAGGACAGCCCUCGACAACUCUACCAGAGAAACCAGACAGAGGACUCAAACAGCUCAACUUUGUGUCGUCACGUCACGCACGACUCGAAUGA
Molecule: messenger RNA, 369 nt
Organism: Colletotrichum abscissum
Lineage: Eukaryota; Fungi; Ascomycota; Sordariomycetes; Glomerellales; Glomerellaceae
Exons: 1
Coding region: 1-369 (122 amino acids)
Source: RefSeq, a predicted model, not a curated record